This is a messenger RNA of Acanthosepion pharaonis, 669 nucleotides long. The record is from the annotation of a GenBank genome assembly. Lineage: Eukaryota; Metazoa; Mollusca; Cephalopoda; Sepiida; Sepiidae.
AUGCCCUGGAGAUACGGGCUUAUCUUCCAGGCCCAAAUUCCCAACUCUUCGGACGAGGGAGCCUCGUGUCAACCGGCUCCUAUUCUUUCUAUUAUUCUCAUUGUUGCACUUAAUAAUCAAUCUAUCUAUCGUUCUAUCUCAUUCUGUUCAUAUCUAUCUAUCUAUCUAUGUUCAUUAUCUAUCGAUCUCAGUCUGUUCAUUAUCUAUCUAGCUAUUAUAAUUAUGUAUCUAUCUCAGUCUGUUCAUUAUCUAUCUAUCUAUCUAUCUGUCUAUUUCUCUAUAUAUGUAUGUAUGUAUAUCUUUCUGUCUAGUUCAAUCUGUUUAUAUCUAUCUAUCUAUUUCAUUCUGUUCAUAUCUAUCUAUCUAUCUAUCUAUCUAUCUAUCUAUCUAUCUAUCUAUCUAUCUAUCUCAGCCUUCAUUAUCUAUCUUGUCAAAGACGAAUCGCGUAACGUGAGAUUUUUUUUCAUUUCGUCAUUCAAUUACCCCUAUAAUCUGGUAUAUAAUUUUGUAUAUCAUAUUUUCCCUAUCUGUUUAUGCAAUCCUGUCUCUAUCUAUCUAUCUAUCUAUCUAUCUAUCUAUCUAUCUAUCUAUCUAUCUAUCUAUCUAUUUUUACGAAAUGGAUUUAAAUUAACACGCAUUAAUAUUAACACUAUCACUCAGACUCACUAG